This is a messenger RNA of Brenthis ino (lesser marbled fritillary), 651 nucleotides long. The record is from the annotation of a GenBank genome assembly. Lineage: Eukaryota; Metazoa; Arthropoda; Insecta; Lepidoptera; Nymphalidae.
AUGCUAAGAAAACUGGGACGUGGUUCUUAUGAUUGUAUUGUACGUGGUGAUGAAAAAGUGGCUGUUGUAAAGUGGUUUGAUAACAAACCAAUCUUUGUCGCAUCUACAGAGAAUGCAGUACACCCUGAAGAUACCUGUAGACGUUGGAGUAAAGAACAAAAAAAAUACAUUGAUGUAACAAGGCCAGCUUCAAUAAAACUUUACAACUCUUUCAUGGGAGGGAUAGACUUGCUAGAUAGGGUUAUCGGGAAAUACGCGAUGAGGGGUAGAACUGGAAAGUGGACUGUGAGGGCAAUUUUUCAUUUUGUAGAUUUUGCAGCUGCUGCUUCUUGGAUAGAAUACCGCCGAGACGCCAAAGCCCUAGGUGAAAAACCGUGUCAGUACUUUGAUUUCAAAAUGGAGCUGGCAAAAACUUUAAUUUACGCCUCCCAAAAUAAGAACCCUCAAAACCCUCAUGCUGAAAGGCUUAGCCCAAGGCAUAGUCCAACAACUUCAUUCACCAGGUCUCUGAAAAGACGCAUUGUAACAGCCCUUCCACACGAAGAAAAAAAGAAACAGGCAUCUCAUCUGCCAGAGGAUAUGACACGAACAGAUAAAAACCGGUCUAAAUGCAGAUUACCAGUAGGCCCUAGGAACUCAAUUGAGAGGCCC